CAGUGUUCUUGCCAAAACAGAUGACUCUGUCGCCCCCUUUGCAACAUCAACGUUUCCUACCAACUGAGGCUGACAACUGAUGAUACGUCUGUUGUCAAAUUAACUGCAACGGAUCGGCAGCCCAUUACAGGAAAAUGAUUCCAGAGUUGUCCAACCCCUCAGUGUGUAUGAAGGACCCCCAGAAGGUGCAGGAGAUCCUACAGUCCAUGGUGAAGGCUGGCUCCAACACCGUGCAGGUGAUCUCAGAUUUCGACAUGACCCUCACAAGAUUUGCAUACAAUGGCAAAAGGUGCCCUACCUGUCACAAUAUCCUUGAUAACAGCAAACUCAUUUCCACUGACUGCAGAGAACAGCUGAAGCAGCUGCUCAACACAUACUACCCCAUAGAGAUCGACUCUUCACGGCCAGUAGAAGAAAAGCUGCCCCUCAUGGUGGAGUGGUGGACUAAAGCUCAUGACCUACUUGUAGAGCAGAAGAUUAAGAAAGACCUGCUGGCUACGGUGGUGCGGGAGUCUGAUGCCAUGCUGAGGGAUGGCUACCAACUCUUGUUUGACCACCUGCAUGAGCACAGCAUCCCUCUGCUCAUCUUCUCUGCUGGAAUAGGAGACAUCCUAGAAGAGGUUAUUCGCCAGGCCGGAGUCUUCCACCCCAACGUUAAAGUCUUCUCCAACUAUAUGGACUUUGAUGAGUCUGGAGUGUUGAGGGCUUUCAAAGGAGAGCUGAUCCACAUCUACAAUAAAAGGGAAGGUGCACUGCUCAACACUGGCCAUUUCCAAGAGCUGCGGACGCGGCCUAACGUGCUGCUGCUGGGAGACUCUCUGGGUGACCUGACCAUGGCUGAUGGGGUGCAGGACAUGGAAAACAUCCUCAAGAUUGGGUUCCUCAAUGACAAGGUGGAAGAGAGGAAGCAGUCUUACUUGGACUCCUACGACAUUGUGUUGAUAAAAGAUGAAACCUUGGAUGUCCCUAACGCUGUACUGCUCUAUCUUACUGGCAAUAAGUGAACUAAGAAUCGAGAACAUCGCUGGCCAUUUGGUAUUGAACACUCAGGUGCCAUCAGCUGAGAAGGUCCCUGCUCAAAAAGUGCCAGUUAAAGACUGAAGAACAACCCACUAUGAAUGUUUUAUGAUUCUUUUUUAUUUUACAAAACUAUUCACAAGUCCAGCUGACAGCCACAGCUCACGUACACUAUGUCACUCUUUUAUAUUUUUGUCCAUUAGUCUUCCUCUCAUGGUUAUGAUUAAACUGCUUUUGGGACAUGCUGUAUGUGAUGGAAGCCAGAUUUACACCGUUUAUUUACUGUGCAACAUGUUAAGAGUGUGUGUGAUUAAUUUUAAUUAAGUUUUUUUUGUUCGUUUGUUUGCUUGUCUGGGAGAAGAUUGGUCUUGUCAGACAGUUUUGGUCUCAUAUACUGUAGGAUGUAAGGAUAAAGGGAAAGAAAAACGCACAACAUAAAUGGCAGCACUUGACUCUGCAUUUGGUUUUACACCGAAAUUCAUCCUAUUACACUAAAGCUCAUUUCCAGCAAAUUUAAACCUGAAAUCUGAUGCUUUUAAAAAUGUUUUUUUUACAAUGUCAAGUCUUCCAGUUUCAAGCCGCAUUGUCAAGCAUAUGGUACAAGCUGUAUUUUUUAGGAAAGCUAUUGUUUUUCUUGUGUCACACCAGUGCUACUAAGUGGUUAACUAUGACUACUACACCAGACUUUAAGAGUAAAAUAAAUGGGUGAAAAAGUAUGGCAGAAGUCAAACAAUUUUUAACCACUAACUGCUACCUCAGAGGUGUUUCAGUAUCACAGACAGUCUAACACAGGAUUUUAAGAAUUUUGUAUUUUACAUUAUUUCACAUUCGGUUAUUUUAACUAUGGUUUUGAGGAAAUCUUUUACUUUCUGCACUGCAGCUUUUGUUCAAAACAAACUUUUCAUGAAGCUCCAGGUUAACACCAUACAGAAAAUAUUUUUUUGUGGACAAUAUGCCAAUUACUUAUUCAUGCAUUUUUUUGUCAUCUUUUGUCCAAACUCAUUACCUCUUUAUAUGUUCCAACUUGUCUGAAAUAAAAUGUGUUUCAAUCUGUGUCA
Messenger RNA from Epinephelus lanceolatus (giant grouper), 2075 nucleotides. RefSeq names its product cytosolic 5'-nucleotidase 3-like. Gene Ontology annotation, cellular component: cytoplasm. The record is from RefSeq and is a predicted model, not a curated record. NCBI's taxonomy places the organism in Eukaryota, Metazoa, Chordata, Actinopteri, Perciformes, Serranidae. Gene Ontology annotation, molecular function: magnesium ion binding; 5'-nucleotidase activity.